Messenger RNA from Brienomyrus brachyistius, 3158 nucleotides. It is a transcript of the gene pros1, whose product is annotated as protein S. Gene Ontology annotation, cellular component: extracellular region. The record is from RefSeq and is a predicted model, not a curated record. NCBI's taxonomy places the organism in Eukaryota, Metazoa, Chordata, Actinopteri, Osteoglossiformes, Mormyridae. Gene Ontology annotation, molecular function: calcium ion binding.
CUCUGAUCAACUUUCGUCCUACAUGACUAUUUUCAUAAAAAAAAACAUGUAUAGGCUAUUUCAAAUACAUGUAUUUAUAUUCACACAACUUGCUUGGAUCCAUCUUCUGCCAAGAAAACAACAAAAGAAAUACGGUAGGGCUUAAAAAGACGAUAAGCGGUUGGAAUGGAUGGCCUAUCCAAGAUUUAAAAAAAAACUAUUUUGUAGCACUCAAAGAAAAGGCGUUUAUGAAAAUACGACUGAUUCAUUAAUUCACGUAUUGUUUAUUAGCAGCUUUCCAUUGUUUGUGCUGGACAGGUUUAGCAAGUCACACGUCUAAUUAACCCCUAAAAUCAUAUCACGCCUUUAAAGCAUUUUGUUUAGAGACCACGGCAAACAAGACGCUGAAGAACUGAUAACGUAUUCGUUUAACGACUAAAUAGAGGUCAGUUCGAGGAGGAUUAAGUUUUUGGAGGGGGGGGCUGCCUUAGUUUGAAUAAUGAAAGCAUCUGGCAGCGUUUGAGAAGAUCCGAGUCCUUCUGGUCAGCGGAGCGCUGGAUCUGGAGAGACCCCACGUCGCUUUCCUGACGCCAACCGUGUCCUGUUCACGACCCCGGACGGGGGGGGCAAAAAACAAAGAUCAAGAGGAAAUAUUCAGUUUCAGGAUUUGGUUUCAGAAAGCCGUGCUAGCGCACUUUGAAAGAAGGCUCUUUACAAUGUGGAGAAGAAGAUCGGCGGUAGUGUCUGUCGGUUGCCUCAUCCUUCUGGCCGCCGUAUGCGAUGCCCAUAGAUUCCUGACGCAGAACGCGGCCUCGCAGUUCCUGGCCCGCCGUCGCCGGGCGAACAGUCUCUUUGAGGAAAGCAAGAAGGGGAACCUGGAGAGGGAGUGCAUCGAGGAGCUGUGCAACAAAGAGGAGGCACGCGAGAUCUUCGAGAAUCAGCCGAGACGGUGCGAAUACUUUUAUCCUAAAUAUAUUGCAUGUUUGGGACAGUUCCGUGUUGGUGUGGAUAAUGCCCCCAAUAACCAUGACAGAAUCCAAGACUUACGCACUUGUGUGACAGACAUCAGCAACCAGUGUAGCCCGCUGCCCUGCUACCAGGAAGGCUACGAGCGCUGUGUAGACGGGCAGGGGUCCUUCACCUGCACCUGCCGGCCUGGAUGGAGGGGCACGCUCUGUGAUGAGGAUAUCGAUGAGUGCACGGACCCGGAUUUCCCCGCCGGCUGUGAGCAGAAGUGCGACAACCUCCCCGGAAGUUUCCAGUGCAAGUGUGAAAGCGGCUACGUCUCCUGGGAGAAGAUCUACUGCAAAGAUGUUAACGAGUGUGCCAUGAACCCGACUAUCUGCGGCCUUGCCACCUGCCACAACACCCCGGGCAUGUACGAGUGUCUCUGCAAGCCUGGGUUCAAGUACACCUCAUGGUCCUGCCAAGAUAUCGACGAGUGUGCUCUGGGGGUGUGCGGCGGCACGUGCAUCAAUACCAUUGGAAGUUUUUCAUGCCACUGCGAUGGGUGGAAGGGCUUGCAGCUGGCCACGGAUGGGCGGACCUGUGAGAAAAUCCCUGUUUGUAUUGAACUGGACGACUCUAAGGAUGCGGAGAUGCUGUAUCUUGGGGAGCAGUUCACUGGGAUUCCUGUCAUUUACCUGCGGUUCCGCCUUCCAGAAAAUUCCAAGUUUACAGCAGAGUUCGACUUCCGUACCUUUGACCCAGAGGGUGUGAUCCUGUACGCUGAAUCAUCCCCAGAGGCCUGGUUCUUACUGGGUCUGAGGGAUGGACAACUUGAAGUCCAGUUCAGCAAGGACAAGUCGUUCAAGAGCACUAGAGGUGGAAAAGAGAUCAAUGAUGGGCAGUGGCAUGUGAUAUCAGUGGAGGAGCUGGACCACAGUGUCAGUGUGAAGAUCAGCAGGCAGGCUGUGAUGAGCAUCACUAGCCCAGUGAGCCUCUUCAAUCCCGUCAAUGGGAAGCUGGACACCAAAGUGUACAUCGCUGGGCUUCCCAACCGUACCGACAACCUCAUGAAGCCGAUUAAUCCCAGGCUAGAUGGCUGUAUCCGUGGCUGGAACCUGAUGAACCAGGGAGGAUCAGGGGUCAAGGAUGUGAUCCAGGAAAAAAAAAGCAAGCACUGCCUUAUUGAGGUGGAGCGAGGGUCCUACUUCGCUGGAGCUGGGCUUGCAGAGUUCAACCUGGACUACAAGGAAGCAGACUCUUGGAAGAUCAACCUUAAUAUGAGAAUUCAACCAUCCAAAAGUACUGGAGUCCUGUUUGCCCUUGUCAGGAACGACACGGUGCCCGUCUCCAUCUCUGUGGUGGCCCAGGGAUUCGAGGAGUCAACCCUGCAGGUCUUCCUGGGAGACGUAAGUGUGGCAAAGCUGGAGUCCGUGAUGCUGUGCUACCCGGGUCACUUGUCUGUGGAGCUCGCCAUGACCAGGUCCAAGCUCGAGAUCCUGGCCCAUUCCUCCAACAUCACGUUUGCUCAGCCCGAAGUCCUACAGAGCCUCCUCGCCGCCCUUGAUCGUGCGAUGCAAGAGCCCAUCAGCACUUUUGUUGGAGGUGUCCCAGAGGUUCCUUUAACUGCUACCCCGGUGACUGCCUUCUACCACGGCUGCAUGGAGCUCACCGUCAAUGGCCGGAAGCUGGACUUCGAUGAGGCUGUGAGCAAACACAACAGCAUCAAGUCCCACUCUUGUCCUCGCGUGUCAGACUAUUGAAUUACUUUUUUUGUUUUGUUUUUUACACUGUGUAAUCCUUUCCUGAUGUGUAAACUGUCACUUAAAUAAUCAGAGCAUAAUUUAAUCUCCGUUUCAUUAAAAUCUCAAUAUUUAAUGUUUUAGGAGUCUUAUUCAGACAACUGUAUAUUAGAAACAAGUUGCAAAACACUGGUAUGUGGGUUUUAUAGAAAUAUAGAUGUAUAAAUGUAGCGCUUUAUUUGCAGGUCUGAUACAAUGAUUGUAGUUUUAUGUUUGUUUUUUUUUAGAUAAACUGAUUGUUACGUGGUAAAAACAACGAAUCCGUGCAGAUCCCUUACAAGCCGUUGGAAUAUCGGUCUCGCUAAAUUAUCCAUCGUAUGUACGAACGUCAAAUAGUUUUUUAAGUACUUUAUGAUAAGUUGGGUCCUUUCCGCUGAGAUUUUUCUCGAAGACGUGUAUUUCGUUAAUUUUAAUAAAAACUGUUGAAAGUAA